AUGAGCAGCGCGCCGGAGCUUGCCCGCCGCGAGGGCGCGGUGCUGGGCAGCAUCGUGGCUGAUGCCGCCACCAUGGGCCUCCACUGGAUCUAUCAGGCCGACAAGAUGGCUGCCCUGCUGAAGAGUAAGGGCAAGGAGGCCAACCCAGAGUUUUUCGAGCCCCCCAGCUGCCCCUUUUAUGAGAUGCCGAGCGGCGCUCUGAGCCCGUACGGCGCUGAGGUGGCGGCGCUGCUGCAGUAUGCUGACAAGCAGGGCAAGCAGGGGCUGGAGGGCGCCUCCUGGGCCAAGGCCCUCGCGUCCUACUUUUUGGACACCUACCCAGGCUACCGCAACAAGAGCAUCAAGACGCUCAUAGCCAACCUUGAGGCCGGCAAGUCAUACCCGGAUGUCGGGGACGACGCGGACACCCAGGCCAACAUGCUGUGCAAGGUGCCCGUGGUGGUGGCGCGCUUCGCGGGCAGCCCGGAGCUGCCCGCCGCCGCCGAGGCGGCGGUGCGGGCACAGCAGAGCAGCGAAACAGCGGUGCAGUAUGGGCUGGCGGCGGCGCGCAUCCUGGAGCGCGUGGUGCAGGGCAGCAGCGUGGCCGAGGCCAUCAACUGGGCGCGCGCCGCACCCGAAGUCCCCGCCGCGGCGCGCGACGCCAUCGCCAAAGCAGCGGACGCCGCAGCGUCGCCCGCGCCCUUUGCCGAGGUUGUUGCGGGCUUUGGCAGCUCGUGUGCGAUGCCUGGGGCCCUCCAGAACGCGCUCGUGGCCGCGCAGCGCGCGACCAGCUACGAGGACGGCGUUCGCGCCAACCUGGUGGCCGGCGGGGACAACGCCAGCCGCGCGUGCUACCUGGGCGCGCUGCUGGGCGCCGCGUACGGCGGGCCGCCCGCGUCGUGGGCGGAGAGGGUCACGGGGUUUGCGGCGUUUGCCGCAGCGGCGGAGAGGGUGGCCAAGGUGUGA
Monoraphidium neglectum is the source of this 945-nucleotide messenger RNA. RefSeq lists its product as hypothetical. The record is from RefSeq and is a predicted model, not a curated record. The transcript has 7 exons. NCBI's taxonomy places the organism in Eukaryota, Viridiplantae, Chlorophyta, Chlorophyceae, Sphaeropleales, Selenastraceae. Bases 1 to 945 code for a protein of 314 amino acids.